UUCUCUUUCCUUUCAGACAUUCGUUUCCCAUGCAUCCUAUCGCAAAUAAAUCAUCGUCUUCAGAUCGUCAUUAUCCUUCCUUAACCUCAUCGGCGUCCCCUUCUCAAUUCUCGCCGUCAUCCCAGGUCAGCAAGUUCAUGGCCCUACGGAGACUGAGCAGGACCCAGCAAGCGCCACCAUCGAGUUCAACCCACUUGCCGCUGAUAAAGAGACUAAAGCAUGAACCUCCCACUCUUGACCACGCAAAACGCCCUCCAGCGCCCAGUAGUAUAAUCCAGUCAAAACCGAAUUCAUUGGCGAGAAAGGCGCCAUUAAAGGCAUUAAAUCCGAGUCAAAGCCAGGAUCGAAACUGCACAAGGGUGUCAGAUCAUCUAUCGACAAACAUAAAACCUCGGCCAUACGAUUCCUUGUUGCCACCAAGUUUUGUGACCCACCGGUAUAUCGUCUCUAAUCGGAUACUCCAGAACACCGCUAUCGUCCGCGCGCUACUUGAUCCAGACUGCGGCAGAGUUCAGUUGGUGGAAAGGGACAUGGAGUAUCUGCGGGCUUUACUACCAGAGUGUACACGCAAUCGAGCAGCGGCCCGCGUGGAGGCAGACAUUAUUCUGGACGAGGGAAACGCUGUGCUACUCUAUCCUCUUCGCGAGAUUGGCCAGGCCAUCAUCCAAGAUCCAGAUGCGGGACUGAACGAACUCCUUGUGACGUUGGCCAGGAUAGGACCACGAUACAAGUCGGUCUGGCUAAUCCUUGAGGAGUAUAAUUGGAGUGGCCCAGCACUCUCGAAACCUAAACAACUUUCAGCGAGGGGGAUAGAAUCAACACCAACUCAGACGCAUUCGGCCUUCCACCCAGCACUCAAACAACCCAUGUCGUCGCCAUCGCACCGGUCUGACGAUCACUCAGCCACAGUUUCUCGACUCGACCCCUUUGCCGGACCAGUGAUGCCCCAACUUAACAAGCUGACAGCCUGGGUACCUUCAACACAUACUCGAUCAGGAUGGCUGUCAAGAUUAAGCUAUUGCAGUGCUCUCAAUUUGUCCAGCCAUCAGAGUCCAACUCAUUCGAGACAGCUCAAAUCUGUGCAAGAUUCAUUCCCAAAUGGAUAUAAUGAAGCUAGCGAACUGGUCUUUGAGACGCGGGUGCUCUUUGCUUCAGAUGAGCGUUGUGCCGCAUGGAUGACCCGUGCGAUUGGAGAAAGAAUUGCCGUGCAGAUCGAUAUUGCUGCUCAGUCUGGAUUACGGAGAGACGAAGAUGGAUGGCGAAGCCGUGAAGAAUGGCUCUGGCGAGACUGGCUAAAUGAACAGGACAGCACUCACGAGCGUUUUUUGGCGUCCUUCGGCCUGUUCAACCCGUUUUCAAUCCAGCUGAUCUUAUCUCUGUGUUCACUCAAGGAGCUCAUGUCCAUGGACCACAAACAGCGCGUUAGCAUGUUAGGAAAAUUUAUUGACAGCGAGAUAUUGGCAACGUUCAAUAAGAUCGUCUCUGGGCCACUCAUAUAGAUAAACAGUUUAUUAUUUAUUUAUUUUGGCGGGAAAAUCGAUAAAAGCCGAA
Molecule: messenger RNA, 1551 nt
Organism: Gamsiella multidivaricata
Lineage: Eukaryota; Fungi; Mortierellomycota; Mortierellomycetes; Mortierellales; Mortierellaceae
Exons: 4
Coding region: 30-1499 (489 amino acids)
Biological process (GO): resolution of meiotic recombination intermediates
Cellular component (GO): condensed nuclear chromosome
Molecular function (GO): ATP hydrolysis activity; single-stranded DNA binding
Source: RefSeq, a predicted model, not a curated record